AUGGAUGCGAUUCUCACAACGGUGGGGAAUCUCCUUCCCUACCACCUACUUUCAUAUGGUGCCUUGCUAGGGACCGAGCUGUACCAGAGCUUCGUCAACACAAAGCUUUGUUACCGCCACCUACCCAUGCGCGAAUUCCUCGGCCUCAACAAGCGCAUCUUCCCAGUCUACUUUACCUGUCAGAUUGGAUUAGCUGCACUCACAGCCGCGACGCGCCCGCCAUACAGUAUCGUCUCCUUCGCGACAGAUCUGUGGAGUGCUGCACCGCUGGUUAUCAUACUAGCAAUGGGGUCCUUGAAUUAUUUUGUAUAUGGGCCUAAGACAACGACUGUUUCUUUUGUUCGACGGGCUUUGCACGAAAGUGAGAAUCAUUCAGCCGUGGAUGAUCAAAAGAUUCAGCGGGCUAAUAAGGAUUUCAAACGCAAUCAUGCUAUGACUAUUCAUCUUAAUGCUAUUGCGUUAGUUGCGACCGUGUGGUAUGGAUUUUCGCUGUCGCAUGCAAUCAUUACUGGGUUCUAA
Penicillium pulvis is the source of this 519-nucleotide messenger RNA. Its product is annotated as DUF4149 domain-containing protein. The transcript has 3 exons. The coding region runs from base 1 to 519 and encodes 172 amino acids. NCBI's taxonomy places the organism in Eukaryota, Fungi, Ascomycota, Eurotiomycetes, Eurotiales, Aspergillaceae. The record is from RefSeq and is a predicted model, not a curated record.